UAAAUCCAUUCUAAAAGUUAAUUAUACUCCAUCAAGCCCUCUUCUUAUUCCCAGAAUCCUUAGCCUCUUCCUAAAUAAGGCCCCUCCCUAGUCUCCCUAAAGUUAAAAUGAAUAAGGGAGGAGGCGGCAGCUCUAGGAACCAGUUUUGUAACAAUGAAAUUAGAGCAGGAAAGGGCAGUGAGUGAACGCUCCAAGCAGGUUGGGGUCACAGGAGUUGGCAACACCACACCGACGAAUAAGGGAGGAGGCUGCAGCUCUAGGAACCAGUUUUGUAACAAUGAAAUUAGAGCAGAAUCGGGCAGUGAGUAUGUUGGGAUAGCGGACUCUUUCAAUGGACCAGGUCAAGGUGGUUUAAACUUUUCUGACAAUAAAGUUAUUGCAGGUGAACGCUGCAAGCAGGUUGGGGUCACAGGAGUUGGCAACACCAGACCGACGAAGGCUCCAGCUGGUGCUGCAUCCUAUAGUUUAGGAGAAGAAGAAGCUGAACGAAGCCAAUUGAAGAAGGACAUGAUCAAUAGGAAGAAAAAGUAGUCUGUUUUUCCAUGCUUUAAGUUUAAUGGUGUGUGUUCGAUGUACGAAAAUAAGAACUGAUACAGCAAAGAUCCAGGCUUGUAGGCCUCUUAUUAUGAAUAAUUAAUAUUGUAUAAUAUUAUUGUAAUAUUAUUGUAUAUUAUUAUAAUUAAUAUUGUAUAAUAUUAUUUGCUGUGCUGAUACAGCAAAGAUGGACAUUCUAUC
Molecule: messenger RNA, 735 nt
Organism: Prunus dulcis (almond)
Lineage: Eukaryota; Viridiplantae; Streptophyta; Magnoliopsida; Rosales; Rosaceae
Exons: 2
Coding region: 154-531 (125 amino acids)
Source: RefSeq, a predicted model, not a curated record